CCAGCCUCCCGCCGCGCCUCCUCCCCCGCAAGCUGUUCCUUCCUGCCUACCGGAAGUUCAGGGCUCCGCCCACUUCCGCAACUCUGAAGCCACCGCCGGAAACACCUGGCCUCAGCCAAUAGUUAGCUUCCCAGGAAUCGUUACCUCUGACCUCGGGGCUAAUCAGAGACAGUGGGACGCACCCCUCGCGAGAGGUGAGGUUGAAGCUGCCUCCGCCAUCUUGGAGAUGGGAGACGGGCGAUGGCUGUGGUCCUUCUGCUAAUGCAAACAACAAAACGGGCACACUAGUCACCCCCGAGGGAGGCCACCAUCACUGUAACUGUUGGCCAAAGCUACAAAAGAGCGAGGGUGUCCAACCGAGCGCGGCGACACUGAAAGCAGCUUCCCCUGCCUUCUGCGGCGGCAGAAGUGAAGUGCCUGAAGACCGGAAGGAUGGUGCAGUCCUGCUCCGCCUACGGCUGCAAGAACCGCUACGACAAGGACAAGCCCGUUUCUUUCCACAAAAAGAAGAUCUGGAGCCACAGGAACAGCUUCCUCCACCUCCUUUACCGCCUCCUGUUUCCCAGGUUGAUGCUGCUAUUGGAUUACUAAUGCCACCUCUUCAGACCCCUGUUAAUCUCUCAGUUUUCUGUGACCACAACUAUACUGUGGAGGAUACAAUGCAUCAGCGGAAAAGGAUUCAUCAGCUAGAACAGCAAGUUGAAAAACUCAGAAAGAAGCUCAAGACGGCACAGCAGCGAUGCAGAAGGCAAGAACGGCAGCUUGAAAAAUUAAAGGAGGUUGUUCACUUCCAGAAAGAGAAAGACGACGUAUCAGAAAGAGGUUAUGUGAUUCUACCAAAUGACUACUUUGAAAUAGUUGAAGUACCAGCAUAAAAAAAUGAAAUGCAUAUUGAUUUCUAAUGGGGCAAUACCACAUAUCCUUCUCUAGCCUAUAAAGGAGUUUCAUUUAAAAAAAUAACACUUGAUUACAUAUAUAAAAACAGUUCAGAAUAUUUUUUUAAAAAAAUUCGAUAUAUACUGUAAAAGUAUAAAUUUUUUUGUUUGUAAUUUCAGGUUUUUUACAUUUUAACAAAAUAUUUUAAAAGUUAUAAACUAACGUCAGACCUCUAAUGUAAGUUGGUUUCAAGACUGGGGAUUUGGGUUUUUUCUUUUUUAGUAUUUAUAGAAAUAAUGUAAAAAUAAAAAGUAAAGAGAAUGAGAACAGUGUGGUAAAAGGGUGACUUCAGUUUAAAACUUAAAAUUAGUACUGUUUUAUUGAGAGAACUUAGUUAUAUUUUAAAUCAGAAGUAUGGGUCAGAUCAUGGGACAUAACUUCUCAGAAUAUAUAUAUAUAUGUACAUAUUCUCAUAUGUAAAGUCACAUGGUUCAUUUAUCUUUCUGAAUCAGUUAUCAAAGAUAAAUUGGCAAGUCAGUACUUAAAAAGAAAAAAAGAUUUGAUUGUCUUCACAGCAGAAAAGAGUCAUUGCGUAUCUGAUCAAUAUCAAUAACUUUAGAUUCUAAGAGUGGAUUUUUUUUUUUUAAUGGGCUCCUAUUUUUUCCCCUACUGUCUAGCAUUAUAAAAUUAGAAGUGUAUUUUCAGUGGAAGAAACAUUCUUCAAUAAAUAAAGUAAGGCAUUGUCAUCAAUGAAAUAAUUAAAACUGGGGCCUGAUCUAUGAUAUGCUUUUUUCUUUCAUUACCCUCUAGCUGAAGGACAUCCAGUUCCCCAGCUGUAGUUAUGUAUCUGCCUUCAAUGUCUCUGACAAAUGUGCUGUGUUAGUAGAGUUUGAUUUGUAUCAUAUGAUAAUCUUGCACUUGACUGAGUUGGGGCAAGGCUUCACAUAAAAAAUUAUUUCUUCACUUUUAACACAAGUUAGAAAUUAUAUCCCAUUUACUUAAAUGAGUGAUUUAUAUUCAGAACAACCUACUAUGUAGUGUUUAUUUUACUGAAUGUGGAGAUUUAAACACUGAGGUUUCUGUUCAAACUGUGAGUUCUGUUCUAUAUUUGUGAGAAAUUUUACAUAUAUUGGAAAUGAAAAUAUGUUCUGAGUAAACAAAUAUUACUAUAGGAGUUAUUUAGAUUUAGAAUAACUGUUCCAAUGAUAAUUAUUACUUUUAUAUUUCAAAGUACACUAAGAUAGUUGAAGAGUAAUAGACCCUUUAAGACAGUAUUAAAGGUGUGAAACAAUGGUGUUCAAAGUG
This is a messenger RNA of Macaca mulatta (Rhesus monkey), 2181 nucleotides long. RefSeq names its product THAP domain containing 1 (gene THAP1). Gene Ontology annotation, biological process: regulation of transcription by RNA polymerase II. Gene Ontology annotation, cellular component: nucleus. Gene Ontology annotation, molecular function: RNA polymerase II cis-regulatory region sequence-specific DNA binding; DNA-binding transcription factor activity. The record is from RefSeq and is a predicted model, not a curated record. Lineage: Eukaryota; Metazoa; Chordata; Mammalia; Primates; Cercopithecidae.